AAGUUAUUUUUGAUUCUUUUUCAUUCUACAGAUUUUUUAAUGAACAGGUUUCCCACUGUACAGCAAGAUGAUUCCUUACAACAUACCGCAUGUAAUUCAGCCAUAAACCACGUGCCAUCUGUCACUGUGCCUUUGCAAGUCCAGAGUGCCAGCACUGUUUCAAAUAUUCCUCCCAAUGGCCAGAGUGCUUUUUCUUCUUCAAAACUGCAGCAUCAAGACUCCAUAGCUCCACAACUUCAAUUUUUGGAAAACAGUUUUGUCCAAGAUAAUGAAUCAUCUUGUCAAAAUCAACAAACUUCUGUAUCGGUCUCUUCUCCUCCAUUUGAUAUUGGUAAUUCAACUGCUGGUAGAACAGGAACAGAUUUAUCUCUUAUGCUUGGCUCUACUGAUGGUUCUAAUCUUGAAUCACAUCUCCAAACACAGUUUUCUAACUUAUCUCCUACUGUUGAGUCUUUUUAUAUCAGUCAACAACUUAAUUCUACUCAGUCUCAACCAACAUUAGGACUUUUUUCUCCUGCUUAUAGCCACCACCAAACUGUCACACAGUCUGUACCAAUGUUAGAACUCACACCUUCUACUUACAGCUCUGUUUGUACAAUGCCAGUAUUCAGCUCACCAUCUUCUAUUGAGAAAAACCAUCAAACGUUGGUACCACCAGUCAUGCAAUCGUCCAGUGACAAGUGGACUGCAGCAACAGAAAAGCUCAACUUGCAUUCUCAGUCUGUUAGCACCUUAGUACUCGACAAAUUGUAUAGUGAUGCAUAUAGUCCAGAGAGAAUGCAAGAGAUCAGAACCACAACUGCCAAUAAAAGUUGUGUACAACCGAGGCGACAUUCUUUUGCUGGCACAUGGCAGUCACAACAGAAAAGAGCUGGAACAAAAACCUUAGGAAAGAUUACACAAAAAACUCCAUUUGCUGUGCCAAAACCACCUUCAUAUACUCGAGUGCUUUCCAAGUUUCUCCCUUCAACACCUGUCACCGUUAGUAAUCCAGCCACAGCUGAAAAAAAAAUUUCCACAAAUAAUAUUGGAGUUUUUAUACCAGGUACCAUUAGCAGUACACGUCAUACAGUCUCUCAAAAUUUACUUUCAUCAUCAGCAUCCCUUACCACAAAAGCUAACCCUGAUCUUCUCCUCAGGAAUAGUAGUGCCAAAUUAAACUGUGGAGGUUCCAUUUCAUCAGAAACCAUACCCAACUCAGGAUCGAACAGUUCUUACCUAACAAAGCUGUUAAGCUCAGGUGUUAGCAAGUUUUUGGUUGGAAACCAAAUCCAGCCACAAAAAGUUAUGAAUGUGACCACUGUAAGUACAGUACCAACUAUUGCAGUAAUCACAACAGGAUCUGGUUCAACUACAGCUACUCGACAAGCUUUUAUUCUACCAUCUGUUCCCUUAGCAACGAUUGAUCACAAUAUCCCAAACAUUACAGGUGACUUCUGUAAGUGACUUUCAACGUAACUUGCUGGUUGGAGCAGCUAGUCAAGCUUUAAUUGGUCAGCCAGUUACAAGUAAACUACCACAGUCUUCUAUUUACGUC
This is a messenger RNA of Limulus polyphemus (Atlantic horseshoe crab), 1537 nucleotides long. RefSeq lists its product as uncharacterized. Lineage: Eukaryota; Metazoa; Arthropoda; Merostomata; Xiphosura; Limulidae. The transcript has 5 exons. The coding region runs from base 40 to 1446 and encodes 468 amino acids. The record is from RefSeq and is a predicted model, not a curated record.